GGGUAAGGUGCCUCAAAGCCCGUGGAGUACUACAUAAGGCGUCCCUGGUAGGUACGUGCUUCAGCGUCUAGUAGAAGUACAGAGUAUCUUACGUAACUCAAUGUACCUUCAGUAGGUGCUUACAAGUAGCGAUGGGUAAGAACCUAAGGUAAGGUAGUCCUCUAUCCUCCAUGUCUUAGGUAGACCAUACCUACAGGUGUCGGUCAAACCGAGAAGGGCAUGUCAACUCUUUCAUAGGCAACUAGUAGCAGCAACCUGGAAUCCUGACCUCUUCCAAUUUUGAUUAUCAACCACUCUUUCGAGCGCAUUGAUGAUCUCGGCCGGCUCACUUAGCGUUGCUCAUCAUGGUCUCUGCUCCGCCGCCUUCCUUGAGACCACUGCCAAGCAGAGAUGUGUCCAGUUCUAGUAUCGGCAGUAUGCCUCAGUCACCCUCAACCACAUCAUCGGCGAGGGCGCUGAACCCCAUCUCAUCCAAGGUGACUACUGUUCUUUCGACAUCGUAUGCCGAUUCCGAAUUCCGGGAUGCCUUGCAAUUGCUCGACAGCCGCGACCUCAAGAAUACGCCCGAGACACGCCGUCAGUUACGGUUGGGCCUGCAGAAGGAGGUAAUUGACAGCAAUGGGGAAAUUGUCUCCCAGUUUGGCCGAGUCGCUGAUCAAUUGCGUCGCAUAGGGGCUACCCUGGACAAGUUAAAUCACAACUAUCAAGAUGUGAGGGGUCGGAUUACUGCAGCUCAACAAGAGACGGGACCUAUCCUGGAAGAGGCUUCAUCGUUGAUGAAGCAGAGAGCAGACGUGGAAACUAAACAGCAACUUCUCAAGACGUUACGCAGUCACUUUAUUCUUUCUGAUGAUGAGGUCGUCUCUCUGACAUCAACCGCCGAGCCCGUUGACGACAAAUACUUCGCUGCUCUUUACAAAGCAAAACGAGUCAGCCAGGAUUGCGAGAUUCUACUCGGAUUUGAGAAGCAGACGCUGGGCCUGCAACUUAUGGAGCAGACGUCCAAGAAUCUCGGUCUUGCCUUUCAAAAGUUGUACAAAUGGGUACAGCGGGAAUUCAGAACACUGAACCUCGAGAACCCCCAGAUGAACUCGUCAAUCCGUCGCGCCAUUAGAGUCCUUGCAGAGCGACCAUCGCUCUUCCAGAAUUGCCUAGACUUCUUUGCGGAAGCUAGAGAACGCAUACUAUCCGACUCUUUUCAUGUUGCCUUGACAGGCACAACGACCGCAGGUCUCGAGGACCACUCGGUUAAGCCUAUUGAGAUGGCUGCUCACGAUCCGCUUCGUUAUGUAGGCGACAUGCUUGCCUGGAUACACUCGGCCACUGUCAGCGAGAGAGAGGCUCUGGAAAUACUCUUCGUCUCAGAGGGCGACGAAAUUGCCAAGGGACUCCAGACAGGCCGGGCUAAUGAGCUCUGGCAGCUUCUGGGCGAAGGUGACGCUGAGACAGCACCCGACUUUGAUGCUCUCAAGGCGCUGAACGACCUUGUGGACCGAGAUGUCUCAGGGGCGACGAGAAUGCUGAGGCAGAGGGUCGAGCAGGUCAUUCAGUCCAAUGAAGAGACUAUUCUCGCCUACAAGUUGGCGAAUAUUCUUGGCUUCUAUCGAUACACCUUUGCCAAACUUUUGGGCAACGAGUGUGCGCUGUUAGAGCUUAUGGCGGGACUUGAGUCGGGCGCAUUAAGACAGUUCCGAUCGCUCAUGAGGGAUCAUAUUGCAACGCUGCAAGGCGAUUUCCAGCAGACGCCUUCGGAUCUUGUCCCUCCAGACUUUUUGCUCGAAGCGCUGAAGCAGCUUACUGCGGUCAUGAAAACGUACGAGAUUUCGCUGGCGUCGUCAUCGGACCGCGAGACCGACUUCCAACCGAUUCUUGCAGAGGCCUUUGAGCCUUUCUUGGCAGGUUGCGAAAAUAUGGCUAAAGGUGUAAGACAACCGGCUGGUGCCAUCUUCAUAACCAACUGCUUGCUUGCAGCAAAGCAUACUCUCGAGACUUUCGACUUUACUCAAAGAAGAACACAGCGGCUGCAGGAGAGGGUUGAAGAGGAGAGUAAGAAGCUCACGGAAGAGCAAUACCAGUUCUUUCGUCGUGGCUCUGGUCUGGCGCAGAUUCUUGAAUCCUUGAGCAAUCUUACAACGGAUGCCAGCGACGUGAAGAAGGUAGCCUCGCUUGAGGAGGUACAGCCGCCAGCUCUGAGUCGAGCUAGUCAGUCCCUCGACGACUUCCUACCAUCGGCGUUGAUGGACGCCAUGGAGAAUGUGAAGCGUCUGCAAGAUUCAAGUCUAGCGCGAGACCUUACGGAGAAGGCUGCGGAAAGAUUCUGCAACGAGUUUGAGCACGUCGAGCAGAUGUUGCUCUUGGCGGACGAGCUGUCAGCCGGUGACGGUGCGCCGGCUGAUGAGGGUGACGAGCCUCAGUUGCUGCGAGACCUAUUCCCUCGAACGACGGGAGAGAUCAGGGUCCUACUGUCUUAAAGAGAACGUGAUGGGGGAGCCGAGGGUGCCUGGCCAAUGAUAUGGCAUUUACGAGGCCCAAGUCGAAGCGAUGCCAAUGGUACCGCAGUAAUACAAUGCCUUGUCUGCCUUACCUUGCGUCGCCCUGGACAGGCAAGUUGGCUCAGCCAAUCCCUAAAUUUCUUGAUCGAAAGAUAUCUUGUCUGAUCAGAUCUGUCUUCGACUGAAUUUAAGGCUUUGGCGGGGACUGUGUGACAGGCAGACUAAUAGCAAAUAGCUAAAGCCAAAGGGUGGGUAUUCUACUCCUUCAAUACACAGCCGUCCCCGCGCGUUGCUGUGGCCCAGCGUUGUGUAUCCGUACGGACUAUGUGCUUCGAAAGUAUGCUUUGUGACUUAUCGCCUAC
Molecule: messenger RNA, 2854 nt
Organism: Colletotrichum acutatum
Lineage: Eukaryota; Fungi; Ascomycota; Sordariomycetes; Glomerellales; Glomerellaceae
Product: oligomeric Golgi complex subunit 6
Exons: 2
Coding region: 345-2471 (708 amino acids)
Biological process (GO): intra-Golgi vesicle-mediated transport
Cellular component (GO): COG complex
Source: RefSeq, a predicted model, not a curated record